AUGGUUUCAGCUACCAAUAUUUCUGCACAAAUUAGUAGUAUUCCUAUACUGAAUGGUUCAAAUUUUAAGGUUUGGAAGGAUAUCGUGGAGAUUGUCCUCGGUUGUAUGGAUUUGGAUAUAGCUCUUCGAGAAGAGAAACCUACUUCCACUCCAAAAAAUCUCAAUGAGGUUAAAAUAGAGAAGUGGGAAAGAUCCAAUCGAAUGAGCAUUAUGAUCAUGAAACGCUUAAUUCCUGAGGCGUUUUGGGGCUCAAUUACUAAGGAUAAAGAUGUCAAACAGUUCUUAAAAGAUGUUGAAAAAUUCUUUGCUAAGAAUGAAAAGGCGGAGACAAGUAGCCUUUUGAGCAAACUUGUCUCCAUGAGGUAUAAAGGUAAAGGGAAUAUAAGGGAGUACAUUAUGCAAAUGUCUCAUCUUGCUUCAAAAUUGAAAGCACUAAAGUUAGAGUUGUCUGAAGAUUUACUCAAAGAGAGGUUGCAGCAAAAUAAGACCGAAGGUGCUCACAUGAUUUCAUCUUCUCAGUAUAAAAGAAAGCGUGAUACUACUACGGAUACACCUUCUAAGCAGAAAAAGGCAUAA
Arachis stenosperma is the source of this 576-nucleotide messenger RNA. RefSeq lists its product as uncharacterized. The transcript is spliced from 2 exons. Lineage: Eukaryota; Viridiplantae; Streptophyta; Magnoliopsida; Fabales; Fabaceae. Bases 1 to 576 code for a protein of 191 amino acids. The record is from RefSeq and is a predicted model, not a curated record.